UUCAACCUGUCUAUGGAGCACAACAUCCUCCCCUGGAUCCCCGGCUCACCAAAAACUUCGUCAAGGACCGCUCCAAGGCCAACGCGCUGCCCAUGAAGAGCAAGAAGGCCUCUAGCUUUCACGAGUUUGCUCGCAACACCAGUGAUGCCUGGGACAUCGGUGAUGAUGAAGAUGAGGACUUCUCUUCCUCCUCUUCUUCUUUGCAAACUCUGAACUCUAAAGUGGCCAAGGCCACGGCAGCCCAGGUUCUGGAGAACCACAGCAAGCUGCGGGCGAAACCCGAGCGGGCCCAGUCUGCUCUCAGCGACAUGCCCACCAACUGCAAGGUCAUCAAGUCCAGCAGCGAGGCCCAGCUCUCCAGGACAUCUGAGGAGGCCUGUGUGCGGACCCCCCUUCAGAAGCAGCAGUCCCUUCCCCUUCGGCCCGUCAUUCCACUUGUUGCCCGAAUCUCUGACCAAAAUGCUUCAGGUGCUCCCCCCAUGACAGUGAGGGAGAAAACCCGCCUGGAGAAGUUCCGGCAGCUCCUUUCCAGCCACAACACGGACCUGGAUGAGCUGAGGAAGUGCAGCUGGCCUGGCGUGCCCAGAGAGGUCCGGCCCGUGACGUGGCGUCUCCUCUCAGGUUAUCUCCCCGCAAACAUGGAGCGGCGAAAGCUGACGUUGCAGCGCAAGCGGGAGGAGUACUUCGGCUUCAUCCAGCAGUAUUACGAUUCCCGGAACGAGGAACACCAUCAAGACACCUACCGACAGAUCCACAUCGACAUUCCAAGGACCAACCCGCUCAUCCCCCUCUUCCAGCAGCCGCUUGUCCAGGAGAUCUUUGAAAGAAUCCUGUUUAUCUGGGCCAUUCGGCACCCAGCCAGCGGCUAUGUACAGGGAAUCAAUGACCUGGUCACUCCGUUCUUUGUUGUGUUCCUCUCCGAGUAUGUUGAGGAGGAGGACGUGGAGAACUUCGAUGUGACGAACCUGUCGCAGGACGUUUUACGGAGCAUCGAAGCUGAUAGCUUCUGGUGCAUGAGCAAGCUGCUGGACGGGAUACAGGAUAACUACACCUUUGCGCAGCCGGGGAUCCAGAAGAAAGUCAAAGCCCUGGAGGAGCUCGUCAGCCGGAUCGAUGAGCAGGUACAUAACCACUUUAGGAAGUACGAGGUGGAAUACCUGCAGUUUGCCUUUCGCUGGAUGAACAAUCUGCUUAUGAGGGAGCUGCCUCUUCGCUGCACCAUCCGCCUCUGGGACACCUACCAGUCGGAGCCGGAAGGAUUCUCCCAUUUCCACCUGUACGUCUGCGCCGCCUUCUUGAUCAAGUGGAGGAAGGAGAUCCUGGAUGAGGAAGACUUCCAAGGCCUCCUGAUGUUGUUACAGAACCUGCCCACGAUACACUGGGGUAACGAGGAGAUUGGACUCCUGCUCGCCGAGGCCUACAGGCUCAA
This is a messenger RNA of Eurypyga helias (sunbittern), 1429 nucleotides long. It is a transcript of the gene TBC1D22B, whose product is annotated as TBC1 domain family, member 22B. NCBI's taxonomy places the organism in Eukaryota, Metazoa, Chordata, Aves, Eurypygiformes, Eurypygidae. The annotation marks the transcript as partial. Gene Ontology annotation, biological process: activation of GTPase activity. The record is from RefSeq and is a predicted model, not a curated record. Gene Ontology annotation, molecular function: GTPase activator activity. The transcript is spliced from 13 exons.